Chara braunii is the source of this 1804-nucleotide messenger RNA. NCBI's taxonomy places the organism in Eukaryota, Viridiplantae, Streptophyta, Charophyceae, Charales, Characeae. The record is from the annotation of a GenBank genome assembly.
AAGAGAGAGAAGGGAGAGAGAAGGUGUUCUUUUUGAGAGUGUGAGGAAGGGCAAGAGGAGUGUUCGUCCAAACGUGAGGAGAGAGCGGACCCCUCUUGAGAGAUCUACUAACACCCCUUCCUCCGGCAUGGCAGACACCACAUCUGCGCAAUGGCAGGCCCUCCUGGACGCAGCGGACGAGAACGAGAAACCGUUCUUCCAAAAGCUUUAUGACGACGCCGUACAGAGGGAAAGGGAGGCAGAGGCAGCAGCCAGAGCCACAAGCAUUGCUGAACAGGUGGCCCUCCUUCAGGUCCCAGAAGCGAAUGCUGAUCGGUUCCAAGAGAGACUAGUCGUUGUCGUAGCAGCCUUGGUUCGAUUGCGGACCUUGGAAGACCUUGAGUCCCGUGUGACAGCACUGGAACAGCGGAACCAAGAGUUGCAGGUUGAGAUAGUCAGCCUCAAACAGUCCCAAUUGUCUGCCCCCCGUCCUCCUAACACUCGACCUGCUGCAGUCCCAGUCUCUCAAUCUAACACAGUCCUCAUGACAAGAGCCAGCGGAACUGUGACCAGCGCAGGAACUGGUGUCAGCUCCUCAAGCGGCAGCGCCGACAGUUCUGCACUAGUCAUAGUCCCAAAUGCAAGAACAUCAGCCCAAAACGCCACAGUUCUUACUGGCGUACAGUACAGCGGUCCCGUAGUGGACAAGCGGGCGGCCACUCUGCCGUCCAAGUGCGACGGGAAAGGGGACAUCACCUCUUGGAUUAGCUCCAUGCGCUCAUACUUCGAGGUGAUGCGGACAUCGCCGGAAGACCGAAGCAUGAUCAUGGGCACUAAUACCAAGCCCACCAUACUGGAUUUCAUUGAACUCCAAGCUGUUACAGCAGGACUGUUAUCGUCUGCAGGGAAACAGGCAAAGGGCGUAAAAGAGUCAUCAGCACUCUCUACAACAAGGGAAGCUGAAGCGUCAGUUGCAGGCCCCUCCAAGGCGCCUGAAUCUGAUCAACGACCUGCCCCUGAAGCCCGGAACGACGCUGAAUCCAAGGUUGCAGUUCAUGUACUGUACACUGAGCCUUGGGAGGAGUCUAAGGAAGUUGACUUCAACGCUCACCUGGAACAUUGGCUGCAGCUCAAGCAGCAACGCCGUGUUCAAGGGAGUGUGGAGCUAACCUUCUUUACACUGCUCAUUAACCGCCGAUACAUCCGCGUGCUGAUUAAUGGUGGUUCAACCACCAAUUUAUUUUCUCCUAACGGGAUUCGUAAGGCGGGCCUGGGAAUGAAGCAAGUGGAAUUACAGAACCCUUGUCAGACCCAGGUGGACAAUCAAGAGGUUGUCACCUCCACACAUGCUGUCAAAGGUGUGCGCGUCACUUUUGACAAGGAUUGCACUGUCACACAUGAGUUGAACUUCUAUGUCAUGAACAAGUGUCCGUUCGACGCGGUCAUUGGUUUGGGCUGGUUAAAGGCUCACUGCCUAAGGACCACGUGGGUGGAUAAUCAGUUCGUGGUGCGUGAUGCCAAGGGGAACGAGCGUACCGUUCUAUUGGACGAGACGCACGAGUCCCCUGUGACUCUUUUGAGUGUGAACAAAGGGUACAUAUAGCUCUUGUAAAACCUCUCCAUGUGCCUUCUACUUUUUCUGCAUUUUCUACCUCGGUAAGUAAUUCUACUUCUCUUCCAUCUACUUCUAUUGUGGAUAAUCCCUCUACUUCUGAUCCAAGUACUUCAAAUCCGGUUGUAAUUGCUGUAAAUUCUCGAUCUGAUUUUCUUUCUCCUGAUGAGGAUGAUCCUCCACCAGAAGUCCCAACAAACGUUCGCCGGCUAU